Molecule: messenger RNA, 4350 nt
Organism: Didymosphaeria variabile
Lineage: Eukaryota; Fungi; Ascomycota; Dothideomycetes; Pleosporales; Didymosphaeriaceae
Gene: ATG26
Product: Sterol 3-beta-glucosyltransferase
Exons: 6
Coding region: 1-4350 (1449 amino acids)
Biological process (GO): carbohydrate metabolic process
Molecular function (GO): hexosyltransferase activity; UDP-glycosyltransferase activity
Source: RefSeq, a predicted model, not a curated record
AUGGCUGCUGAUGAACGGUCAAGAGAGCGGCCUGUCCGCAAGCUCACAAAGAAGCGCAAGGACUCACGGCGUGUGUCCUUGGACAUCCCAGAGCGAUUUAAAGAUGCCGGCGAUGCGGACGAGGAUGUCGCGGCACCGAAGCAUAUCAACGCAAUAUCCAUGCACCAGUCUAUAUUUUCCAUGAUUUCACGAGCCGGUCAUCACUCGCAGACGGAUCUUGGCCUCACAGAGGAGGUGGACUCGGGUGACAGCGACAAUGAGGCAAGGCGGAAUAUCAAGUAUGGCAGUUUGGAUGGUGCAGCGAGGAUGAGCCGCCUGAGCUCGAUCCACGAUUUUCACAGCCCGCUUGAAGAGGUGGAAGAGGACAAACCGCUGAAGAGCAAGCACCGGAGGGCCCUCUCGGAGCACAAAUUGCUGCGUUCGCUGCCCAAGCUGAAGAUGUUAGGCAGAAAGGAUUCCAAGUCGGAGGCCCAAGCAGCCGACCCAAUGUCUUCGUCGCAGUUCUUGCCCUCGCGUCCAUCGGAAGAUGAACCAUCCUCAUCAUCUCGAGACGAAUCCCUGGUCACUACCAAGCCCAGGACGGUAUCCGGACAAGACUUGCGUUCUGAAAAGCGUCGCGGCUUAGACCGCAAGAGCAGGCACAUAGGAACAAUGAGCGGGCACAAGGGCAAAACAACUGUUUCGCUUGCAAACCGCUUGCAGCAGAUCUUUGAGUUCGAAGAUUUGGAGGAAGUCAUUUCAGAAUACCCCUGCUGGCUGUUGCAAAGCAUUCUGCUCCAGGGCUACAUGUAUAUCACCCAGAAGCACAUCUGCUUCUAUGCAUAUAUACCAAAGAAGCAUCACGAUGUUAGUAAGACCGGCUAUCUCUCGAAACGCGGCCGGUCGAAAUAUAACCGAUACUGGUUCGUAUUGAGAGGCGACGUUUUAGCUUACUACACCAACCCCACAGAGUUGUACUUUCCCCGCAACCGCAUCAACUUGCAAUAUGCAAUAUCUGCCGAGAUCCUGGAUGGCAAAGACAAGCACAAGGACGAAACCACCUUCGUAGUGACCACAGACGAGAAGACCUUCCAGUUCAAGGCUGAUAGUGCGGUGAGCGCGAAAGAGUGGGUAAGGUCUAUACAAAAGGUCAUAUUCCGAACGCACAAUGAGGGCAAUAGCGUGAAAAUCUCCCUGCCCAUUCGAAACGUUCUCGAGAUUGAAGAGAGUACCAUUCUCGAUUUCGCCGAGACGGUGAAAAUUCGUGUGAUUGACAAUGAUGAAACAUACGCGAUAGACGAGUACUUCUUUUCCUUCUUCAGCCAGGGUCAGGAUGCUCUGAAUGUUCUCCGUAUCAUGAUCAAUGACAACGAACACCACCAGACAGCGCAGCAGCAGGGUGACCAAAGCGCGACAAUACCAACCGUCCUGGAUCUUCCCAGUAACCAUAAUGCAGGCACAGCUCACGACAGUCCCAGCCACGCACCGUAUAUAGAAGAAAAUGUGAGAGCAACCUUAUCGCCAUUGCCUGGUCCUGCUGUUGGGCGUUCAAGCAUGAGCGCAGAUUCUCGAUCUAGUCUGGAUGUGCGAAGGAGCCUGGACGUGCGACGUAGUAUGGACGCAAGCCGCUCUCUUCGACGACCUAGUCAUGAGGCUCGCCGCAGCUUCAGCGGCAAUCGUUACGAUAAACAGUCGAAGGGCCGACCGGGCGAUAAGUCGCCGUUGUCGCCCAGACUGCAAGAUACUUCAGAUUCGGCUCCGAAUUCUGUAGAUCCAGGUAACGAAUCAUCAGCCCACGUACAAUCCAUGGACGAGAGCAAUGCGUCUGCAAGUCAAAUCCUCGACCGCUCAGAUGUAUUUCGCGCCCCAACAAUUCACACUGGCCAAGCCACUACGUCUGAAAGAAUUGAUGAUCUCGCACGAGAUUCACAGGAUACGACGCGUUCGUCAGGUAGGCGACACUUUCACUCGAAGCCAUCGCGCCAUUUGAGCAAACACACUAGCGGCACAGGCCCCGCGCAGACAGGCAUACAUAAAUCCGACAUCGAGAACGACCCAGAGGCGACGACCACACGCUUGUCUACUUCGUCAACUGCACUCCAAGACAUCGCGUCAUAUCCACUUCAAAAAGCUGCCGGCUUAGCAGGUUUCUUACGCACCCGGUCAAAGAAGAUGGGUACCCUACUUUCUACCGAGUCCAUGGGGUACUACGAGAAGGUAUCUGGGAUGCUAGCCGGCGGUCGAAAACACUACAAUGUGGCGGACGGACUGCAGCCCAACGACCGGGUGCACGAUCCUGAAGAAGACGGGGAUGCUGCUAAGGCAGCGCAGCACUUUCAGGAGCACUUCGCCUUGCCCAAUGAACAACUUCAGUCUUCUUACUUUGCUUACCUGCAACGCAUCCUUCCCAAUUACGGGAAAAUUUACAUCAGCGAUCGCUCCUUCUGUUUCCGAAGUCUUGUGCCUACUGUGAAGACCAAGAUCAUUCUGCCAAUGCGGGACAUCGAAACGAUCAACAAGGAAAAGGGCUUCAGGAUGGGCUAUCACGGACUGGUUGUCGUUAUUCGAGGGCACGAAGAGCUUUUCUUUGAAUUUGCCAAAGCCGAACAUCGCGACGAGUGCGCCAUCUCGAUUUUGCGCAUCCUGGAGAGCACCAAGUACAUCGAAGAAGAGCAAUCAUCUGAUGGUGUGGACAGCGAGGAUGAAGCGGCCAAGGCGGAGCAUGACCUGCUCCAGGCAGCACGGGAUACCGCCGAGGGGGACGUUAAUAUACCGACUACACCCGUAGCAGAGCUUGAUCGCAUCCCGCUCAUUUUCGACGACCCAUUAGCUUCGAUCGUGGACUUUAAGCCGUCCGAGCCUUUGAAUAUAGUCUGCCUGACGAUUGGAUCCCGUGGCGAUGUUCAACCUUACAUCUCCCUCUGCAAAGCACUAAUCAAGGAGGGGCAUCAACCCACCAUCGCCACCCACGCCAUGUUCGAAGAUUGGGUUAAAAAACAUGGCAUUGGCUUCGCCCCCGUAGCUGGUGAUCCUGCCGAGCUCAUGCGCAUCUGCGUACAGCACGGGAUGUUUUCUUACGGGUUUCUCAAAGAGACAAACUCGACGUUCCGGGGUUGGCUAGACGAGUUGUGCGAUACAGCUUGGAAAGCAUGUCAGGGGGCCGAUGUUCUUAUCGAGAGUCCAUCCGCCAUGGUUGGAAUCCACAUCGCCGAAGCUCUGAAGAUCCCAUACUUCCGGGCCUUCACGAUGCCCUGGACACGGACUCGAGCCUAUCCACAUGCCUUUGCAGUAGGACCGAACAAGAUGGGCGGCGCUUGGAAUAGUAUGACAUAUCUGACCAUCGACAAGGUAUUCUGGGUUGCGAUUGCCGGCCAGAUGAACAGGUGGCGUCGGGAACAGCUCAAGCUGCGUACCACGUCGCAGGCCAGGAUGCAGGCGAAUCAGCGACCAUUCCUAUAUAACUUCAGCCCGCAUGUUGUGCCCCCGCCAUGCGACUGGCCCGACUGGAUCCGCGUCACCGGAUACUGGUUCCUGGAUGAGGCCGACAAGUACGAGCCGCCAGACGACCUGCGUCAAUUCAUCGAGAAGGCCCGAGGCGACGAGAAAAAGCUGGUCUACAUCGGAUUUGGAUCCAUUGUAAUUCAAGAUCCGGCUGCUCUCACUAGGACCAUAAUCGAAGCGGUACAGCUCGCAGAUGUUCGCUGUGUCCUCUCCAAAGGUUGGUCAGACAAAUGGCAGGGUGACAAGGCUACCUCCAAGGCGGCAUCUGAAGCCGAAAUUCCACUUCCGCCUGAAAUUUUCAGGAUCGACGCUGCGCCGCAUGACUGGUUGUUCAAGCAAAUGGACGCCGUUGUUCACCACGGCGGCUCGGGCACUACUGGGGCAAGUCUUCGAGCAGGAAAGCCGACUAUCAUCAAGCCUUUUUUCGGAGAUCAAUUCUUUUUUGCCACGCGCGUGGAAGACCUUGGUGUAGGUACGUACCUGAAAAGGAUCAACACCAAGAUGCUGGGCAAAGCAUUGUGGGAGGCAACCAACAGCGAACGGAUGAAGGUCAAGGCCAGGAUCCUUGGGAACAAGAUCCGGAAGGAGAACGGUACCCAGGUCGCCAUACAAACGAUCUACCGCGAGCUUGACCGAGCCAAAGCUCUGUCUUGUCGGCAGACCGAACGAGCAGAGGAGGAGGACCACUUUGGUGAGGUGGACGCCGACUGGACUCUGAUUGACGAUGAGGGCGACGUGCAAGACCUUGACCUUCCUCUCGAAGCCAUGUCUGGGAUGCAUGAGCAAGUCACGGAUGGGUCGGAGACGGGACCGGCAACUUUGGCGCUGGGCGGCAUGGUCAUGUCGUCGCAACAGCACCAGGCUGACUAG